This is a messenger RNA of Phyllopteryx taeniolatus (common seadragon), 3488 nucleotides long. It is a transcript of the gene lix1l, whose product is annotated as limb and CNS expressed 1 like. The coding region runs from base 480 to 1586 and encodes 368 amino acids. Gene Ontology annotation, cellular component: cytoplasm. The record is from RefSeq and is a predicted model, not a curated record. The transcript is spliced from 6 exons. Lineage: Eukaryota; Metazoa; Chordata; Actinopteri; Syngnathiformes; Syngnathidae. Gene Ontology annotation, biological process: autophagosome maturation.
GUAGAGUUGUGACUUGUAGGCCAGACUGGAAAGAACAAGAGGAGGCUCAAAUUUCUUGGCCUAAUAUUUCGUACUUUCCAGUGAUGCCUUCAGGCCUCACAGAAAAUCGAAAAGAUUAGCACUUCUCAACAACUCACUAUUUUAUUCGCUAAAGAAAUAUGUAAUGUAAACAAUAAUGUAAAUAAUGAUGUAGCAGAUAUGUGACGCAAAGUUUUGUUGUGUGGAAUUUAUAGUAAAGCAUCUCUUGUGUGAUGUCUGUUUGCGGCGGUGGUGUGUUUUACGAGGUGUCACUGAAGGCAGCUCGACUAGCAGUACAGGCAGGCAGGAUGCAGAGCAGAACAACAGACAAGUACAGUUCAGGUCUCCAUGCGGACAAAACCCAGCAAAAAUUCCUUUAAUUUUUUUUAAGCCACAACCGACCGUCGUCUUGCUCGGUAGCGACUCCAACCGGACCCGGCUCCAACGUCGCGUCUUGGACGAUGGAAUCUCACGUUCUCCCGGUCCAUAUCCGCCCUCAGCGGCUCCAACCGGGCAUCGGCUUCGGUUCGGGGCCGACCGUCGGCGGGACGCUCCGCUCCUCUUCCUCCGCCGCCUCUUCGUCUCUCCGGCCCGGGGUGACGGUGCCUAUCCCUCCGCUGUUGCCCUCGCCGCCGUCGCUGGCUGCCUGCUCGGGGCCUCCGCCGCCGCCGCCGCCGCUCCAGCUCCACAGUCUAUACGGGGGUGGGGGAGGAGGUGGAGCCGGCCUGGGUCUCCCCGCCGCCGGCCACGCUAACCCGGGGAACCCGGCGGUGCUGAAGGAGGCGGUGGAGGCGGUGGUCCGCAGCUUCGCCAAACACACGCAGGGCUACGGUAGAGUGAACGUGGUGGAGGCCUUGCAGGAGUUCUGGCAGAUGAAGCUGAGCCGCGGCGCCGACCUGCGCAACGGAGCGCUGGUGGUGUACGAGAUGGUGGCGUCCAGCAGCCCGCCGUACAUCUGCUACGUGAGCCUCCCGGGGGGCAGCUGCUUCGGAAGUUUCCAAUUCUGUCCCACCAAGGCCGAGGCCCGACGCAGCGCCGCCAAGAUCGCCCUGAUGAACUCGGUUUUCAACGAACACCCGUCCCGCCGCAUCACCGACGACUUCAUCGAGAAGAGCGUCAGCGAGGCCUUGGCUUCCUUCAACGGAAACCGGGAGGAAGCCGACAACCCGAACACGGGAAUCGGGGCGUUCCGCUUCAUGCUGGAAUCCAACAAAGGAAAAUCGAUGCUGGAAUUUCAGGAGCUGAUGACCGUCUUCCAGCUCCUCCACUGGAACGGAAGCCUGAAAGCCAUGAGGGAGCGCCAGUGCUCCCGCCAGGAAGUGCUGGCCCACUACUCGCACCGGGCCCUCGACGACGACAUGCGCACGCAGAUGGCGGCCGACUGGGUGAACCGCGAGCAGAGCGUGGCGAGCACCGUCUCCGCCGAGCUGGCGGCCACCGAGCGCGAGCUGGAGGAGGCGCGGCUGGCCGGCCGCGAGCUGCGCUUCUACAAGGAGAAGAAGGACAUCCUGAUGUUGGCCGUGGGGCAGCUGAGCGCCGCCAACGCCGCCACGCUGCCCUCGCACUAAAGGAUCGCUCGGGUAACACCACGUGAGGAUUCGUACUGAAUCACAUCCAGCCAGGAAACAAGCCAUAAGUAAUCGCUUGUUACCUUUUGGUGCCUAACAGCGUUUGUUUCUGUCAAAUUUUCGAACCAGCUGGCUGGAGUUGACAUUUUUUUUUUUUUGUCUCGUCUCGUACCGCUGCCUUUCAUCGGCGAAUGUAAAAGCCCAUUCAAACAUGUUGCCGAGGCAUCGAUUCCGGGGGGAGACGUUUCUUCUAGAAUCAUUGCAAACAAUGUUACAGUUUACAAUUCACGUCAAGUCAAAGUGGAGUUUAAAAUGACCUAAAAAUGACGAGCGUAAAGUGGGGGAUGGGGCCCUGCCCCCUCUAUAGAGAUUGUGGCAACGUACUCCUUUGUUUUCUAAAUGAAGCACCUCAACUCACUUCAACAUAGUUCCUUAUCACCAAAACGGCAGCAAAGCACUACUUUUCGUCUAGAUGCAGCUACUCAAUACACUUAAACAUAGUUCCUUGGCACUGAGGUGGUGGCAAGGCACUACUUUUGCCCAAAUGAAGCUGGCUGUUAUUUUGGUUUGAGGAACUCAACUUUCGCCUGACAUGAAUUGCAAAAAACUGCCAACAUGUUUGUUUUUUGUUUUGUUUUUUCCCCCCCCAAAAAAUGUCUCCCCCAUCUGCAGUUGCGUAAAUAACCCACCCGCCUGCCCGCUAUUCGCCGAAAUACAAUAUAUCAAAGUACACAGAGUACACCUUUUGAUUAUAACUGAAAUGGAAACAUGUAGAACGCAGAGGUUGCCAGUGGUAUGCGUGGAAUUUAUUGUGAUUCUUUUUGUAUUAUUUCAGUCGCUCUGACAGCAGCUCAGGUGUAGCAGCACUUAUUGUGAUUUGGAAUGACUUCCAUACCAUCGCAAUGUACGUUUUCACUGCAGUAUUGAAGGACGACGAGCAGUCCAAACGUCUGUGGUACAAAUAGGACCUUAUUUCUUUCAUGCUGCAAAUGUGAUGUUAUCGAUAUAUUUGUCCCUGCUAAUUUGAACUGUAUGUCUUCUGCGUGUCAAAAGAAUAAAGGUUUGCGUAGGCAAACCAGGGAACGUCGACGCAACGGAGUAAAUUGGUAGCAUGCGUACUUACUUAAGUCAUUUCCCUCUUGUGGUACACAACAUUAGGAUUUAGAUUUAAUCAUCCCUACGACCACUCGGAGGCUGUUUAAUCCCUACAGUAAUUUUAGUUUGUGCAGAAAAGGGUUUAAACGGUGAACAAUAGACCGUUCACGUGAUGUAAUGCUCACUCCAUUAGGCAGCUGGAAUAUUGCUCCCAUUCAUACGCCCGGCCUCGCCUUUGACUUUAACUAUUGGAUGAUUUUAUUGUCUCACAUACGGAAUACAGUAUGUUAAUAUAAGCAGGAGAUAUGUUACGUAAGCCAUUUCUAUCUCAUUUCUUUUUAUUUUAUUAGAGCUUUUGUUCUUGUAUCAAAACCUACAGUGCAAAUAAAAAGUUCUACACACUGCUGCGAACCACGGCUUGUACCGGAAGACUAUGACAAAAUGUCAGGAAAAGCCAACUGGAACAUCUAAACUUCAUUUGCGGUUAAUCAGAGGCACUUAAAAACGAUGGCAGGUGUGUGCUGACUCCCAUUUAAGUUUUGAAAUGAUUUAUCUUGGUCUAAUUUUUUGAUAUCACAAAAUCUGGCAAUUGAGCAUGGGUGUGUAGACUUCUUAUAGGUACUGCAUAUUUUGCCUUUGGUGCAUGAUGUUUCUAUUAUGGCUUUUAACCGAACAGUAUUGGUUAUUUUGUAAAGGAUUUCUCAAGGUCAUCAUUGUGUGUAUUUUGUAUGCGCAUUUUUGUAUUCAGUGUUUAUACAUUUAUUAGAUUUAUAUAUAAUAAAAUACACAAUGACACACAUUUACAAA